Xiphophorus maculatus (southern platyfish) is the source of this 1883-nucleotide messenger RNA. RefSeq names its product cytosolic 5'-nucleotidase 1A-like. Gene Ontology annotation, molecular function: 5'-nucleotidase activity; nucleotide binding; magnesium ion binding. The record is from RefSeq and is a predicted model, not a curated record. Gene Ontology annotation, cellular component: cytosol; cytoplasm. Gene Ontology annotation, biological process: nucleotide metabolic process; adenosine metabolic process. Lineage: Eukaryota; Metazoa; Chordata; Actinopteri; Cyprinodontiformes; Poeciliidae. The transcript has 6 exons. Bases 122 to 1207 code for a protein of 361 amino acids.
UUCACUUCCGUAAAGUUUAGUAGGUGCAACAGAGUAACUGUAGCGUACUGCACGCUACUUAGUUGAGUUUGUUUUAGAUUUUGUUUCGACUCUCUUCAGUUUUUUUUUUUUUUUUUUUUAAAUGAGCGAAAUUAAACCAAAGGAAAAAACAGCAACCAAAGACAAUGAAGAGGAAAAAGACUGGGAAGCAGCUAAAGCUUUCUUUGACAAUCUAAAGACAAAAGUCCCAAGGCCGCCCAAACCCCAGUAUGCGGUAACUAUCGCCGUCUCCUCUCGCACCCUCUUCAACAUGGUGGCGGAGAGGAAAAUCUUCGAGGAUGAAGGAGUGGAGAAGUACGUCGCUUUUCAGGUGGAACAUGAAAACGAUCCGUUAACGACGGGACCUGCUUUCCCUUUUGUAAAGGCUCUCAUGAAUGUCAACACUCGACUUAGGAACCUUUACCCAGACAGCGAGGAACUGUUUGACAUCGUCUUGAUGACUAACAACCACGCUCAAGUCGGCGUGCGCCUCAUUAACAGCAUUAAUCACUACGGGUUGACCAUAGAGAGAUUCUGUAUGACUGGAGGGAAAAGUCCUAUAGGUUACCUGAAGGCCUACAUGACAAACCUUUAUCUCUCAACAACUCCAGAGAAAGUUACAGAAGCAAUAGAGGCAGGGAUUGCUGCAGCCACCAUGUUUACGCCAAAACAGGAGAGCGAUCUGAGCGACACUCAGCUGAGAGUGGCGUUUGAUGGUGACGCCGUCCUCUUCUCAGACGAGUCAGAAAUCAUUGUGAAGAAGCACGGCCUCGACACUUUCUUUGAGCAUGAGAAACAGUUUGAGAAUAAACCUUUGGCUCAGGGUCCAUUAAAGUGUUUCCUGGAGGCCCUCGGUAAGCUUCAGAGAAAAUUUUAUGCCAAGAACGAGCGUCUGAAUUGCCCGAUCAGAACCUUCCUGGUCACGGCCCGCAGCGCAGCCAGCUCCGGCGCACGUGUCCUGAAGACCCUCCGCAGCUGGGGCCUGGAGAUCGAUGAGGCCCUCUUUCUGGCCGGAGCUCCCAAAGGCCCUCUGUUGCAGAAAAUCAGACCUCACAUCUUCUUCGACGACCAGAUGUUCCACAUUGAGGGGGCCAAUGAGCUGGGAACCAUAUCUGCACAUGUACCUUAUGGAAUUGGACAGAAGUACAACAAGGGGAAGCUCAUCGAAGAGCCCAAAAAAAAGGAGUAAUUUGCAAGUGACAUAUGCACGACUACACCAACUUAUCUGCAUAGGAAAAGAUUUGCUCCAAAUCAAUCAUGUUUUAAAGAGGCAGUAUUAUGUAUUUUGCAGGCACAUAGGGGCAUUUUAUAGCACCAUCAAGUAGCUAUGUCACCUUCGGUUGUUAUAAAAAUGCUUUAUAUGUAAAAUAUCACAAUAUAAUGCUUUGAAAUUGGGGCUUUGUCUCUUUAAGAAAGUCCUUGUUCUUUCUGAGACUCCACCUUCAGCACGUCGUCACAACAGCGUUUCUCCAUUAACACUCGGAACAAUGUUUUUACCAGCGUUACACUGAGAAGUAGCUCAGUGUAACGCAUCUGCAUGAUGAACUCCGCAGAUGUGCAGCUCUACUAGGUGUUUUCUAAUUGCUGCUGCCGCUCGUCUGGAGGAGCUGAGUGGAAAAGAUGUAGCUUAGUGAGAGCGAGCGUUUUGCAAACUCAAAUGGCUGCCAGCGGAGAUUAAAGGAUUUCUCAAACAUGCAUGAAAGAAUCAAAGCUACACUCCAGUUAUGUUUCUGAUGAGGGAAUAAUAUUAUAACAUGAAGUAAAGCUCAAAAAAGUCAAUUUUUACACAAUACUGCCACUUUAAAAAUGCUCCACUAAAGAAAACGUUAGAAUUUAGUUUAUUAAAGGAUUUUGAAAUAUGUAUG